AUGAGUUGUAACUGCCACUCUGAUAACUUGUCUACCUCCUCUAGGAGCUGCCUGUCCAUCGCGGGUCCCUCCUGUUGUUCCUCCUGCUCAAGCAACCUGGUCUACACCACUACCAACUGCUCUCCCAGCACCUGCCAGCAGAGCUCCUCUCUCAACAGCAGCUGCCAGGAGACCUGCAUUGAGCCCACCAGCUUCCAGAGUUCCUGUGUGGUGUCCAGCCCCUGCCAGGUGCCCUGCUACUACCCGAGGAGCUCCACACCCUGCAGCCCCUGCCCAGGACCCUAUGCUGGCUCUAAUGGCAUUGAGCCUAGCAGCUUCUGCUCUCUGGAUUAUGGAUCUAGAAGAUACUACACCAUGGGUUGUGGAUCCAGUGGUUUUGAAUCUCUGAAUUAUGAAAUCUCUGGCUUCCCAUUACUGAGUUAUGGGUAUAGAUACUGCUACCCAAACCACCUGGCAGCUAGUAUCUGCCAACCAUAUUAUAAACCAACUUGUGGUAAUAUUCUCUAUGGAUUCAACUACUGA
Apodemus sylvaticus (European woodmouse) is the source of this 522-nucleotide messenger RNA. RefSeq names its product keratin-associated protein 13-1-like. Bases 1 to 522 code for a protein of 173 amino acids. The transcript has a single exon. NCBI's taxonomy places the organism in Eukaryota, Metazoa, Chordata, Mammalia, Rodentia, Muridae. The record is from RefSeq and is a predicted model, not a curated record.